Amphibalanus amphitrite is the source of this 3072-nucleotide messenger RNA. RefSeq lists its product as uncharacterized. The record is from RefSeq and is a predicted model, not a curated record. The transcript has 2 exons. Gene Ontology annotation, molecular function: cysteine-type endopeptidase activity. Gene Ontology annotation, biological process: proteolysis. Bases 179 to 2611 code for a protein of 810 amino acids. NCBI's taxonomy places the organism in Eukaryota, Metazoa, Arthropoda, Thecostraca, Balanomorpha, Balanidae.
CAUGGCCCACAGUCGGGGGCACAGUUGAGGGGAGAGUCCGCCCAGCUCUCUGACGGACGGGGCCGCUGGUGGAUAGUUAUCACGCAUUCACGGGGUCGAGUGAACGGUCACGGCAGUGCAAUAACAGUGUAAGCCAAGUCUGAUACGGAGGUGCAACACCAUUCAAGAGGAGGCAGCAAUGUCACCUAAUCCCACAAAAGGUUUGCGAGACCUAAAAGGGGAGUUGAAGGGUCUGGAAGUGGACGAAAAGCUACUGGAUAUUAUGAAAAAGUGGAACUGCCUGACAGAGAAACAAGCCACGGAGUUGCAAGAAACGCCGAUGGCAAAUCGGGUAGACAGCAUGCUUUCCUUUCUGGACGGCAGAAGACCGAGGCAUUGGUCGCUCAUGAUCUGUGUGUUUUUGGAGCUUGGUCGUGAUGAGCUGGCCCUGAAAACCUGGAAAGCCGUGCAAACUCAGCUGAGGAUGCAGCUGAAUGUGACCAGCAGUCAACGACCAGACGCGAUGGACUUCUGGGAUGAGUUUGUUCGACGAAUGCUGGCAGCUCUGGUGUUGGACCAGCAUGAGAAGGAUCGAGAAGGAGUGGCGGGCGUCCCGAUUCUGAGUCUACCGAGCCCACAAAAAGAGACAGCCUCCAAAAUAUGGAAACAGAUAGUAAAUGAAGCUGCGGCGGAGAAAAACAAGCGUAUGUGGAUGUGGAAGAUGUUAGCCAGUCACUUGGCUGGUGCAGUGAAAGCCAGCAGGUGUAAGCAGAACGCCAUUGAAUCACAAACUAUUAAGGAGGUGUGGAACAUUCUGAUAGACAGUACACUCAAGCUGCUAAGAGAAGGACAGAGAGACCGCUGCUGUGUCAUGUUGAGACACCUCCUAGAAUCGGUCCGGACAGUCUUUGACGAAAAAGGGACGAAGUUCAUCAAUGAUCGGAUGAUUGAAGUGUGUCAUGAAAUUCAAGGAAAAAGCCAAAAGACAUUUGUGAAUGACAUUAGAAAGAUGCUUAUUGAACAUUGUCGGCUUCUGCUUGAGAAGGACCAUCAAAAAGCGGCGAAAGACGCAAUACUGCAUCUCAUCGAAAGCACUGGUACACUUGUGGAGACCAUGACAAAGACUGGCGCCACCAAAGCUGCUCUUCGUCUGUGGAAAGAACUAAUCGAACAGAUUUGCGGCCUUCCGUCAAAAAACAAACCGAUAAUAAAGGAUGAACUCUACAGGACAGUAACAGAGCUACAAAGGAAAGGCAUUGACUCCCAGCUUUUGGAAGGCAUGCGGGCUUCUAUUCCAAGUGAUUCAUGGCCCAAUACACCUCCUCCAAAACCGUCGACCAAAGCUUUGGUCGGGUCCGACCCUGGUCGCUAUCGUUUCAAACCUGGAACAACCAAUUUAGCUCUCGUCAUCAACAACGUGGACUUCAUCGAGAAAGAAGAAAAAAGGUGCGAGGGAGAAGGAAGGCCGGAGGAAGAAGAAAAAGAGGGGAAAAGAUCCGAGGAAGAAGAAAAGAAAAAAGCAAGGCGCGAUGGUAGUGAGAUGGAUGAGCUGGCGCUGACGUUCCUUCUGAAAAGACUUGGUUUUCAUGUGAAACAGAUGACAAAUCUUACCAAAGAUCGUCUUCUGGAGGAGAUAAGCGCAUUCGCCAAGCGUCCUGACCAUGAAGACGCGGAUGCAGCUGUGCUGGCGGUUAUGACGCACGGUGUCAAUGAAGCGCUGGAGGGACACGACCGUGAACUACUCUCUUUCCAGUCGGUGAUCGAUUGUUUCUGCGACGAGAACGCGCCGAACCUGGCUGGUAAGCCAAAGUGGCUGAUUUUCCAAGCGUGUCGCGACAAAAGCGAAGAGGAUGAGCGCAAGCGAGAUAAGCCAAUCAGUGAAGGGGGUAUGUCUUACAGCGACAUGUUCGUCACUUACACUGCUUUGCCGGGUCGUAAGGCGCUACGCAACAAUGUUCAGGGCGCCUGGUAUGUACACGCCCUCGAAAAAGCGUUCGACACGUCACUGUGCGAAUUUUCCUUACAAGAGAUCCACUCGGAAGUGCUGAACAACAUGCUUGCUAUGUGGAAUGACGACAGAUGUAAAGAAGAAAUCGAACAGCCAACGCUGGAUAUCCAACGUCUUGGAUGGACAAAAAGGCUGUAUUUCAAAGAGCCAGACGAUAAACGCGAGGUGCAUGUCGAGCCCGAGAGCUUCACUUCCAGUGCAACGACUCGUGAUCGGGGAUGCGAAGCGACGACAGCAACGCCGUCAACCUCUCUUUGUGCUACAGCGGACCUGUUUGCUGUAGCGCGCACCGGAGAGUGUCAGUCAGAGAGCGGACCUGAUCAUCACUCUGACCCGUACAGCGGAUGGAACUCCGGAUCACACAGCUCAGAGUCCGGCCGCUCUGCGCCGGCCGAGAGCCGUGGCGUCGAAGAGGCUAUGAGAAGUCCAACGCCUCAAAACAGCGGCGUCGGUGCAAAGGUUGACAACGUACUCCAGCUGCUGGCAUCCAUCUCACAGGAACAGCACGACUUUCGCACGUUCGUCACAUCUCAAUUCCGCGCUCUCAAUGACCGCUUACGGGAACUCGAGCUGCGCGUUGGGGAGCGGGACACCCAAGAUGCGGAGCGGAGCUCCCCCCGCUGAGGAAAGGGGCACAUGAAAGAGAAUGCGAAGUCCGACCUCCAGAUUCCGUGCCUAAUUCUGUCGGGUGGUGCUGACUGCUAAGGCUUCCAAUCGUUCAAUCAGCCGGGGAAGAUACAUAUGUCUCGAUAUCUGAUCGGUCACAUCCAGCCCCGGUGCGGGGCUGCGGUCGCUCUAACUUAUCCGCUGCGGCCUGGCUGCCACACUAGCCGGCGCGGCGCGCCGUGGCGGGCUGCGCGGGGAUGUUGCGCGCGCGAGGCAGUCGCAACAGUCAGAUAGUGGGUGCGGGAGAUUAUUGUGCGUACUGUUUUGAGCUGUUUGUGCUCGUCUGCCCGGCCUUGACUUUUCCGGUAAGCCCCGGAAGGCACUUUGUUUACCUGUGAACCAAUUGGGUCUUUUACUCUUUCAUAUAUGUCAAAAGUGUUGCGUUCACCUAUAUUUAUAAAUAUAUGUGAUUGUAGGCA